UGUCGGUUACAUCUUGAACUGCACACAGCAGCUGGGACACCUCACUCAUUGAUGUGUCUUUGCUUUUACUCUCCCCAUCAUGACAGCGGGAAGGGCUGCUUUCAAAGUGGAAAGGGAAUUGUAUUAGCAUUAUGCUUAUAAGUGAAAUAAACACAUUCGAUAAGCAUCCAGCUGCUGCCGCUAGCUCGCUUGGUGGCUAGCUCCCGUAGCUCACCAGCCUGAGGGGGACGAGCUAACCGUGGCUAGCCAGUCGCUCUCUGGCUAGCUACAGUCAACCUCCAGGACGUGGAAGUUCAUUAUUACCAGUACCUGGCUGCGAAGACAGAUAGUUAUCUGUGUUUGUGGCACAUAAAGGGAUAACAUGGAGCUAUUCCAAGCCAAAGACGACUACAUUCUCCAGAGCGGGGACCGUGCUCUGUGGUGCAGCCGAAAAGACGGGACCAUGACGGUCAGACCUGCAACCGACCUGUUGUUAGCCUGGAAUCCAGUCUGUUUGGGCUUGGUAGAAGGUGUCAUUGGAAAGAUACAGCUUCACACAGACCUUCCUCUUGGCCUCGUAUUAAUCCGCCAGAAAGCCCUGGUGGGCACCCUUCCAGGCAACCACAAAGUCUACAAGAUCACAAAGAUAGCAGUCAUUCCUCUGUCUGAUGAAGAGCCCCAGGAGCUGGAGCUGGAGGGAAACUUCAUGGAUGGUGAGACAGAGAAUUAUUUUCAACUUUGCAAGAAACAUCACUUUGGAAUCGACAAACCAGAGAAGCUGGCCCCGUCUCCCGAUGACUCAAAGUUCUUGAUGAAAACCUUCAGCCAAAUCAAAUCGAAUGUGGCUGUGCCCAUCAAGAAAAAGUAUGCCCCUGCCUUCCAGGUCAAGGAAAACAAAGAGAAGGAACGUCUGGAGAGGCGGCUGCUGGAUGAGCUCUACAAGGUAUUCAUGGACUCUGACUCCUUCUACUACAGCGAGACCUACGACCUGACGAACACCGUGCAGCGCCAGGGAGACUCGGAGAAGUCCAGCCUACCCCUAUGGAAACAGGUGGAUGACCGUUUCUUCUGGAAUAAACACAUGAUCCAAGACAUUAUUGACCUCAAGGUGCCAGAUGUGGACUUUUGGGUGAUUCCAAUCAUCCAGGGCUUUGUACAGGUGGAGGAACUGGUGGUGAACUACAACGAGACCUCUGAUGAGGAGAGGAGCAGCCCUGAGACGCCACCUCAGGAUAUCACCUGUGUCGAUGACAUCCAUCCCCGCUUCACCGUGGGUCUUAUCUCCAGACGCAGCCGUCACCGCGCAGGGAUGCGGUACAAGCGCAGAGGAGUGGAUACCGAUGGCCAUGUGGCUAACUAUGUGGAGACGGAGCAGCUGAUCCACGUGCACAGCCACACUCUGUCCUUUGUGCAGAGUCGUGGCUCCGUGCCCGUCUUCUGGAGCCAGGCGGGGUACCGCUACAAUCCCCGGCCCCGCUUAGAGAAAGGAGAGAAGGAGACCAUGUCCUACUUUGCUUCUCACUUUGACGAACAGCUUAAACUCUACAAGAAGCAGGUCAUCAUUAACUUGGUGGAUCAAGGUGGACGGGAGAAGAUAAUCGGCGACUCAUUUCUGAAGCAAGUCCUGCUUUACAACAACCCGAACCUCACAUAUGUUUCGUUUGACUUUCACGAGCACUGCCGAGGUAUGAAGUUUGAAAAUGUGCAAGUACUGACCGAUGCGAUCUCUGAUAUCAUCACAGACAUGAAGUGGGCCUGGGUGGAUCAGGCCGGAGUCAUCUGUCAGCAGGAGGGCAUCUUUAGAGUCAACUGUAUGGACUGCCUGGACAGGACCAACGUGGUGCAGGCUGCUUUCGCUCGGGCCGUUAUGGAACAACAGCUGAAGAAACUGGGUGUGAUGCCUCCGGAGCAGCCUCUGCCUCUCAAAUGCUACAAGAUUUAUCAGAUCAUGUGGGCCAAUAACGGAGACACUAUCAGCAGACAGUACGCAGGCACAGCAGCGCUCAAGGGAGACUUCACCAGGACGGGGGAGAGGAGACUGGCUGGUGUGAUGAAGGAUGGCGUGAACUCAGCCAAUCGCUACUAUCUGAACCGCUUCAGGGAUGCUUACAGACAAUCCGUAAUCGACCUAAUGAUGGGCCUGCCAGUGACGGAGGACCUGUACUCCAUCUUCAGUAAAGAGAAGGAGCAUGAAGAGAAGGAGAUCGAGAGCCAGAGGGGAGCACAGGAGCAGGUCGGCCUCCUGCUGCAGACCUACAUGCAGCUGCUGCUGCCUGACGAUGAGAAGUUUCACGGAGGCUGGGCCCUCAUCAAUUGUGACAUGAGCCUUGUUGAUGCAAACAGCAAAGACGUUGACGUGCUGCUGCUUCUGUCUGACAAAGCCUAUUACAUUGCUUACUACGAUGAAGAAGCAGAUAAAGUCAACCAAUACCAGCGCCUCAAUUUAGAGGGAUUGGAAAAGAUCGAAAUCGGUCCAGAGCCUACUCUGUUUGGGAAGCCCAAGUUCUGCUGCAUGCGUUUGCAUUACAGGAGCGAAGAGACCAGUGGAUACUUCCACACGCUGAGAGCAGCCACACGAAACCCUGAGGAUGAUGGGAAAGACACAUUACAAUGCAUAGCAGAGAUGCUUCGCAUAACUAAAGGGACCACAGGGCUGGACAUGCUGGUGGUUGAAAAGAAGCUGGAGAGGCGGCAGAGUAAACCUCAUGAAGAUAUAAUGGGCAUCCAGAGCAAACCUGCUGACCAGGUGACGGGCAGCUCUGGUCUGGCUCAGGGCAAAAGUUUCCUCCUCAACAAAUUCUCCUCCCUCAACCAGAAAGUCAAACAGACCAAGACAAACGUAAACAUUGGCCCCUUCAAGCCCCUCGGUAGGCUGGGAAACUUCUCUAAACCCGAUGUUAAAGUAAAUUUCCUGAAACCAACUAUGCAUGUCAACCUGUGGAAGUCAGACAGCAGCUUGGAGACAUCGGAUAACAACCCCGCAGCAGCCCUGAAAGACAUGGCUGACGGCCACUCUGAAAUCUCCGACGACUCUGACUCCUAUAAUUCCGACACAGAGCUCCCGUGUUCUGGCUCUUUAGAAAACGUGGACUAUGUUCUGCCCAGCUGCGGCAUUGUAGCAUCGCACCCCCGACUGGGCAGCCGCUCGCAGUCUAUCGGCAGCGUGGAGCUAAAUGUCCCCUCUGUUAUCAGGGUCACUGGCUGCGACGGGAAGCAGGAGAGCCCCUCUCAAGACAGCGAUGACAAGUCCCCAGGGGACGCCUCGGUGGCAGAAGAAGCCAUUCUGAUCGACUUUGGUACUCCCAUUGAUGCCUACUGCCACCAGUUUGUCCAGGAUGCACAGACCAAACCUGUGGAGGUGUUUGGAGAGGUCCCACCAGCUGCCGUCCUCACGGUGCCUGUGCAGAAUAAGACCCUAGCAGACUCUGAGAAGCAGCCCAGCUCCGAACCGCCGGCCCCGGAGGAGCCCCAGCUCCCAAGGCCCUCCAAGCUAGAUGUCGACUCCACUACCUCCAGCGCCAACCUCCUCUCCGUCCAGAAGCCCAGCUCCGCAGCCUCAGGAGGCUCUCAGAGGAGCCUGUGUUCCCAGAUGGAGGGCAGCCUCUGCCCCUCACCCGCAGACAGCAACGGCAGCCGAGUAGUCUCCCCCUUUGCCAAGAUCAAGAGCUCCAUGGUCCAGGUGGCCAGCCUCACCCAGGCGGGACUCACCCAGGGCAUCAACUUUGCCGUGGCGAAGGUCCAGAAAAGCCCGGAGCCAGAUACUGUCAACGAAGCCCAAGAGAACGAGCUGAAGGCAAUGUUUACACAGUGCCAGACCAGGAUCAUUCAGAUCUAGUGCUUUCCUUCUAGCAGGAUGUUGUAGUCGUGUAGAAGCCUCCUGUAUGGUAGCAGUAACAAAAGCUUGCACUUAGCGUCACUACUCGGCCAAGAAAUGCGCUGUUGAAUUUGCCCUUUAGUUAAUCCUGCCUGUGUUGAUGACUAUUGUACAGAAUUUAGAAAUAUAAACCACGGCCUAACAUGACAGUGACCAUGUUUACAUGCACAUACUUAUGGAUUCCUUACUCUUAAGAGAGCACCGAUUGUCUUGUCUAGCUUUUUCAUCUAAUGACGGUUAGCUCAUAUCCAUUUUUGCCACGCAACAUGCGCAAUGUCAGGAGUUAUGAUUCCCAUGUUCCAAUUUUAUAGAACAUUUGAUAUAAAUAAGUGUAUGUACAUCCAAAUACUAUAUAAAUCUAGAAAUAGCGCUGCCGAUUAAGUAAAUAGUUUGUGAAUUUUCCUAUCAAAUUGCAAGGAAAUUAUUAUCAUGCUCAACUUAAGACAUAAAUAACACGUUUUUAAGAUAUUUUAAACCGUACGUCCAAAGUGGUAUGCAGAGUAUUUUUGUGCAUGUAAACAUGACACUAAAGUAAUUAUACCCACAGUGCUUGCAUGUGAGGUUAAGGCUAACUGAUUUUAACGAGGCAGGUUGACAGUAGCUGUACGUUGAAAGACCAAUCUGACUUUAUCUUAUACUGUACGUCACCCUGUAUGUGCAGGUCACUUAUCGGCGUUUGUGAUAUAGACCUCGUAAUAACCUUCGAUUUGUAACAUGUUGUUGUAGAACCCGACCAAAAAUCUUUUGGGAUUUUCCUCAAAGGACAAUUGUGUGUUAACGCUCCUUUGCAUAGCUGUCAGAAAGUAGCCAGACGACAUACUGUACGUAGUUCUCCUAUGUAAAAUCAAUGUUGUCACGUGUAACUUAGAGGAUAUACCUUUCUAGAAAUCAUGACUAUGUUGAUAUGUACAGUGAGUAUCGUAUCUGUUCCCUGAGUAGAGCCUUCCUUUAAAGCGUUUUUGUAUUGAUGGUAGGGUGGCAUCUUAACGUGUUCAAAGAGGUAUGAGAAUUAUAUUUUGAAAGGAACGCCCAGCACUGUCCAUGCUGACCCUGAAUAACCAGAAAACUGCUGAUUGGAAAUUGAUUUUGAUAGAUCCGAUAAUGGUUGUACUUUAUGAGGGAUUGUUUGAGUCCUCGGCCAGCGUUGUACAUUGACGUCGCAUGUCAGGAGAGUAGCAUAUAGUAGAUAUAUAUGCAAUUGCACCCAUCCAAUUAUUCGAAACACUGACGCUUUAUGCACUCCCUAAACUGAAAUCUUAUUUGCCUUAACAGGGAAUUGAAGUGGGAUUAUGUAUAUCAGGUAUUUAUGGCAAAAUCUACCUUUUUUUAAAGUCCAUUCUUUACAUGUUACAUUGUCGUACUGUAUAAAAAAAAAAUCAUGUUCAGGGUUUUGUCAUCAAGCUUUAUCUAGGGAUAUUUCAUCCACGGGCACAAUCGUUCUCCAUGGAAAUGAGCGGGUUUUUGGACAUGUAAAGCAGUGGGUUGGAGUGUGUAUGCUGCUGGUAUUUGGGAGUCCUAGUUAUAUUUAUAUGCUAUAAAGCCGUAAACAUUGUUAUACUGUACAUGUCGUUCCGUUAACCUCAAAUAGAGAGGUUUCACCCGUUACUGUCCUCCUCCACCACCUCAUCACGCUGCUGUGUAUAUCCGUGUCUAUCUAUGAUAAAUAAUAUUAAGAUUUGCUUCAAGAUGAAAUAUCCCAAGAUAAACGGUCGCACGUUUCAUAUUUUUGUGUUAUAUUUGCGUGUUUUCUUCAGUUGGCUUGCUCGCCAGCAAAUACUUGUAUAUUUGAUUGACUAUAAUUAUGGUCAGGGACAUUAUAUAGUUAUGACCUGCUGAUAGAGUGUGGUGCUGCCAAAGCUUUAGGGUGGAAUGCAAAGUUUGAAUGCAGAGGUUGGAAGGUGUUUUUCUUUUUUUAAUAUUAACUGCAGGACAUUGGAGCAGUUCUCAAGCAGAGCAGAAACGUAUUUCUGUCCCAAACUUGCUGUGUUGCUAAAAGGAACAAUAAUCCUCAACAUUCCCGAUAUAGACCACAAUGCAACAGUGUUGGUGUCUGGUUUUAUAUGCAACAGAUGGCAUAGCUCUAUGAUCCUAUAUUUGCUGGGUGAGAUUUCUCUCCUUUCCGUUUUGUUUUUACACCAAGUGCUUUGCAACACCUCUUGAUUUUUUUGUCUGUGGUUGACCUCCCCUCUUAAUAGGACCCCUGACCAUGAAAAAAAAACAUGUGACUAGAGGUCUUAAAGCAUUUGAUUUGCACUGUUUUAGCACAUUUUCUAGCAUUAGUACCAUAUCAUCUGAAUGUCCGUACUCAUUACUUUCCUCUUUACCAACUGACUGUUGUUUUCCACGGUGUACUGAGAUUGUAUUGUAUAUUAAAGUAUCCUAUUUAUUCUUA
This is a messenger RNA of Gymnodraco acuticeps, 6245 nucleotides long. It is a transcript of the gene inpp5f, whose product is annotated as inositol polyphosphate-5-phosphatase F. The record is from RefSeq and is a predicted model, not a curated record. Bases 362 to 3814 code for a protein of 1150 amino acids. The transcript is spliced from 21 exons. NCBI's taxonomy places the organism in Eukaryota, Metazoa, Chordata, Actinopteri, Perciformes, Bathydraconidae. Gene Ontology annotation, biological process: phosphatidylinositol dephosphorylation; regulation of endocytic recycling. Gene Ontology annotation, cellular component: clathrin-coated endocytic vesicle; early endosome. Gene Ontology annotation, molecular function: phosphatidylinositol-4-phosphate phosphatase activity.